AUGUCGUCACUCUACACAUUUUCACCAGAUACAAAGCAGAAAAUCCGCAAAUUUCGACUUUCAGGCUCUAGGGCUAAGAAAAUAUCUGCUGAAAUAUAUAAAAUCGACCCAACCAGUUAUGAACUCCAAUAUGAGGACCCUGACGAUAUAAUUGACUCGCUAGAAACUCUUGCAGAUGAACUACCAGACAACAGUCCACGUUUCGUUUUGAUGAACUACCCAUACAAGUCUUCAGACGGUCGUUUAGUGUCUCCACUAGUUUUUCUCUAUUAUAUGCCACCAACGGCCAGACAGGAGCUCAAAAUGCUUUAUGCAGGUUGCGUUGAACAAAUGAAGGAUGAGGUGGCACCAAAUGAGUUCAUAGAAGUGGCGGAUGAAGAUGAUUUUGAUGACUUGGAUGACCAAAUACGGACAAAAUGA
This is a messenger RNA of Brettanomyces bruxellensis, 420 nucleotides long. RefSeq lists its product as uncharacterized. The transcript has a single exon. Gene Ontology annotation, molecular function: actin binding; Arp2/3 complex binding. NCBI's taxonomy places the organism in Eukaryota, Fungi, Ascomycota, Pichiomycetes, Pichiales, Pichiaceae. The coding region runs from base 1 to 420 and encodes 139 amino acids. Gene Ontology annotation, biological process: actin filament debranching; negative regulation of Arp2/3 complex-mediated actin nucleation. The record is from RefSeq and is a predicted model, not a curated record. Gene Ontology annotation, cellular component: actin cortical patch.